Arvicanthis niloticus (Nile rat) is the source of this 4565-nucleotide messenger RNA. Lineage: Eukaryota; Metazoa; Chordata; Mammalia; Rodentia; Muridae. The record is from RefSeq and is a predicted model, not a curated record.
AGACACCUCAGGCAGCCAUGCUGUUUAUACUAUGGAGAACAUUCUCUCAUCUCUGAAUGGCCUCACUGAGUCAUGGCUGGCUCUUGGCUCAGCUUCCUACCACACAGACCUCAGCUAUACUCUUCUGAGUGGACUGGGGCUACUGCUUCUGUACAUCUGUUACCUGAUAUUGAGACUGCUUACACAGUGGCUGUGGAGAAAGAAAGACACCCCUAAGAGACAGAGCGGCAUUAGGCGCAACAGAUGGAAAGCAUUUAAAUGUAGGUGUCUACCUAUUAACUUCGUCAUCCCAGCAUGGUGUCCUUUCUGUGAAGAUUCAGGUCCAUGAUAAGAAGAUGUCACUCCUGGGACUCUGCUUCAUAAGAUCAACCUAAGAUAGAUUCAGUCUCCUCCAUUCCCCUAGUUCUUAAAGCAAGGUGCACAGCUCCUUGGGACUGUCUCCAGCAGUGGGUACAGCCCCUGGGACUCCUGUGAGAUGUGCAGGGGAGAGUGACAGUCUUUGGUGACAGGACAGCCCCUCAGGGAUCUUCUGAGAUGUGCAGGGGGGACUGGCUACUUUGAAGCACAGCUUAAGUCUCCUGACACUGUGACCCUGCUUUGUUCCUGGGAGCUGACAGCCACAAGGAAACCACUGAUCAGUGUUUCCUGCAGUGGUCUUGAGUGACAGCCAACAACACCAGGUAAGAAAGUUGGCCAGAGAGACUCUGAGGAAGGAAGGAAGCUGCAGACAACCCUGCAAAGCCUGGGCAAACCAUACGACCCCACAGGCUCUCAGCAACGGCUAUGUUCAGAUCCCCUCUGUAAAAUAUGUAACAAAGCAAGCAAUCGCCACCUGCUCUCUCGGGUUCCGCUGGAAGACGGUGCUGCCUCGAUGUCCUCUUUGCCUUCUACAGCUCCCGUGACAGAGGCUUCUUUACUUGCUCUACCCACUCAUUCUCCUGCAAACCAACCAGGACAUCCAGCUCCAGAAGCUCCUCCCCACACUUCCCUCUCCAUCCUCGCACAGAACCAAAUCCGUCCUUUGGAUGGCAUAUCUUCUCCCAUACCACUCCAGGCCUCUCUGUCACCACAAGCUAUGGCUCCCUUAAGCCCUGCAGCGUUCCCGGCCCAUACCCCACACAGAACACUUGCCCCUUUUCCACACCGACUUCCAAAUGCCACCCAGAAAGCACAGUUAGCUCUCCAGUCUCCUCCGGAGAGGCCUAGGGAGCAGUCCCUCAAUGUCUCGACAGCCAAAAGCACUGUCUAUGAGCCAGCAUCCUCCGGGCCGUGGUUCAGUGCUGAAGACCACUCCCUGACAAAUUUGGCAGAUGCUACUACUAACCAGCACCCUCUAGGCUCCUAUGCUUCUCAAGGCUCAGACCAGAGACUCACAAAGGCCCAUGCUGUGGCGCCUGGAGACCAUUUGUCUCCCAGCCUCGAUGUCUUAGCACUCUUCAAGAAGCAAGAGAAAGAGGAUGCUAAUGUCCCUGUAUAUAAACUUAAAAAAAAGAAAACAGUAUCUUUUAUAAUGCCACCAAAUACUUCAGGGGAAAUCUCGGCAUCAAAUGCUGGUCUAGAGAACUUGGAAGUCUCCCACCUUUUGGGUAAUAAAGAGGGAAAGAUAAAGGGCCCUCACCUGCACCAGCAGCCCUCUCAUCUGAAGAACUCUGAAGAUCAGUCAGAGAUGAAGGACAUCCAGCUCUUUUGGGGACUCCCUUCUCUACACAGUGAGUCCCUGAAACAUAAGGCUGCCAAUUCAGGUAACAGUUACCCAGAAAGGGACUAUUUCAAUGAAAUGGCUAAGGUCUCUUCAGGUAGUGAUUAUUCUAACCUUACUUACCCCAUACCUGUGCCCUUGCCUGAGAGUGACCAACAGAGGCAAAUCAGACCUCAGUCUCAGAUCAAGCCUGACUCCCUUGCCAGCUGUAAGGCCCAGACUCAAUCGCUAACCCAGUUCUUGCCACCUUCUUCUCAAUCCCAGCUUAGGAUAUGUGGGGUACGUUUUCAUAGCCUAAAGGAUAAGGCACAGCCUCUCAGCCCACAUGAAAUUCAACAGCUGGAAUACAACCUACUACAAAAAGCGCUGCAAAGUUUCUUGGGUUUACCCACUCUAACCCAAACAUUCCAAGAAGGCUUCUUUCCCUCACCUCCUAAACUCUCCUCAACCAGAAAUUCAUCCAAAGUCCAUGCUCCCAAGACAAUUCUUCCUGGAGACUUCCCUCUCAUCCAUAAACUCGAGAGGAAACUGGAACACCAUCUUCGAAAGAGACUCAUCCACCGUCGCUGGGGCCUGCCCCAGAGGAUCCGUGAGUCCCUGUCAUUCAUGAGUCCUCGUUUAGAAAUUCCUGAGGUCCCUAAGGCAAGUGACACCUAUGGACUCUCAUGGAUCUCUCUCUAUAAGUCCAAUGCCAACAGAAACCUAUCAAGCUUUGGGGUAAGCCAAUCGGGAAGCCUCCAAAAGAAGCCCAUAGAGAUUCAACCUCUAAAGAAGAAAGACAUCAAAGUUCAGAGACAAUGUCCAGGGAUAGACCAAAGAGAUCAUGUACAGAGUAACUUCAGUGGGGCUACAAAGAGCAGUGUACAUUCUAAUUCUGAGACAGAUCCAGAACUUCAGCCAGGGAAUAUGUCUGGAAAAAUUUCAAAGGCUUCAUGGGUCAAGCAGUGCCAAAAAGAACAUGAAGUUUUCCUGCAAGAACAUCUGGGCAAGAAAACUAAAGAAACGAGUGGGAGUGAGAUGCCUAGUACUGUGGACAGGUCAGGGCAUUCUAUGAACAAGGCACAGCCUCCACCAGAGACCUCCCCCAGACAAACAACACCUUUGGCAGGUGAGGAGGAUGGACUGACAAAACACCCACACAGCUUGACACUUAGUUGUAGCAAAGAAAAGAUGUUGGAAGAACACAUUACAUCCUUCGGCAGGAGGAUGACAUUUGGCCUUCCACAAAGAGUUGAGGAGUCCUUAGAGUCCUACUUGACAAAAGCAGAGUCGUCUUGUCCUUUCCCUCAGCUCCACAUUCAAGCCCACAGAGGUCCCAGAGCAGACUCUGACAAGUCCUCCAGGUCCUUCCACAGAAACACUACUGGAGAUAAAGUGGUGACUGUGAAUUCAGUCCCCACCCAACAAAGGCCUCUCCCUGCUACUUCACUUGUGGGCCACAGCCAGCCAGCCUCUGAGAACAACAAAGUGUGUGUAGAUAAAGACCUUAGCAUAGCCCCAAGGGGCAGAGAGCCAACCCAGCACUGGACACCCAGUAUGGCAGACAAAGGCAUCCUGCAACAGUCUGGACCAGACAACAGACCUGGCCCAGAGCUGCCCGUGAGCCCAGAUGGGCCAACACAUGAGAGACUGGCUUCCAGCACCAACACACAGGGGUCUCAGGGAGAAAAGACGAGCUGGGAACACGGCUCCACGGCUGAGGGGGCCACAGAGCUACACAAGGGAGAGCAACUCCCUGGUCUUCACCCACAGUCCACUAAGAACUCGAGAGGCAAACAAGGCCUGUGCUCCCCCGGGAGCCACGUGACUGCAUGUCAGUCCCUGAAGGGAAUGUCAGUUCCUCACAACUCUGAGGAGCCUGACUCUAAAAGUCAGGUAUCCACGGAAGGCGAGCCAAACCCAGAGGGCAGGCCACACAUCCAGGUGCCAGACCUGCCUGCCACGCCCUUUGCCUCAGCAGAAAUGACUUCCAAACCCCAGGGCCCCUCCAGUGGGGACAUGGCAGUUUCUCAGGUGCUGCACCUGCACCUGCCCACUGUGGGCAUCAACAUGGAGUCCCAUCAGGGUCCCUGGGUCCCUGCAUAUCUCUCAGGCAAGAGCAAGAACAAGGACUGUCCCCCUGCUGCCAGAGGAUUGCUCACACUGGCAAGUGAAGCAGGAAAGCUUGGUGGAGGGGAUGCAGGCUUAGGGACAUCCCAAACCAGAGGGAAGAGUCACUGUGUUCAGGCCGGGGCACCAGAGGAAACACUGGGACACACAUCCUCCCCAGCACUGACACCUAAGAGCCAGCCUCAGGAAAAUCAGUUCACCAACCAGGCGAAGGGCUUCUGGCAGAGGCUGUCCCCUGGAAGGAAGCACAAAGGACAGGAAAAGUCCCUGGCCAAGGGCUGCUCCCCAUUAACAUCCGUGAAGGGCACAAGGCUCAUCAAAGGGAGAUGUGAGUUUUGUGGCAACCCUGAAGCUCAGAAAUGUGUGAGAGACCCUGGGAUGGUCCUGAGGAAACAGCUAGGGUACAGGCAUGGGACAGUCAUCCCCUGUCCCCAGGCACCUGUGUGUCCCCUCAUGGAGUCUGAAGAAGCUCAGCAGGAGGUGCAACUGCAGGCUCAGGCAGAGCCUGUCCAGAGGCUGCCCCACUUCUGCUGCAAAGCUUCCUGCUCUCAAGGGCAAAGGGCUGAGUGCUGCAGCCCAGGACAGGGGCAGACAGUCCCUGAGAGGUGUGGCACUACAGGAAAAGCUAAGAUGGUGGAGCCCUCCCCCACGCAUGCUUUUCCACCAAAGUCCUAUCUGUAGGCAUGAAGCUGGCUAGGAGCCUCUGUUAGCCCUUCUCUGUGUUGAAGGCACUGGUGGAGGUUUGUUUCCAUUAACC